Messenger RNA from Nicotiana tabacum (common tobacco), 1952 nucleotides. Its product is annotated as ureide permease 1. Gene Ontology annotation, molecular function: uracil:monoatomic cation symporter activity; allantoin:proton symporter activity. NCBI's taxonomy places the organism in Eukaryota, Viridiplantae, Streptophyta, Magnoliopsida, Solanales, Solanaceae. The record is from RefSeq and is a predicted model, not a curated record. Gene Ontology annotation, biological process: nitrogen compound transport. Gene Ontology annotation, cellular component: membrane.
CCAAUAUUCCUACCCACUUUUCAAUAUCUCAUUACUUUUCUUAUUUAAUUUGCCUUUUCUUCUUCUUCUUCUUCUUUUCCUAGCUUCUUCACAAUUGCAAGAUAUCACCCUUUUGCUCUACUUCUGAAGUUCCAUUCUUGUUAAGAAGUGAGUUUUGGUGGGAUUGUUACCAAAAACCAAUGCUUCCCACUUAUCCAGAUCUCACUUUGCUAUUCAGAGAUCCUCAUUUUGCUGUACAUUUUGGAGUUCUGGAAAAUCCUUUUGGUGGGGUCUUAUAAUAUAGGGUGCAGACACAGAUAUGUAUACGACAAAUCCCAGUUCCCUGUCUCUGGGGAUGUGGUCCCCACGGCAGUGGCGGAGCUGUUUGCUGAUUUCCCAUUUCAUUGAUCAUUUCUGCAGGCAAUGAAUUUGGGAGUGUGUUAAUCUGUUGAACAAUUAAAAGAUUGAAUCUUCAAUGUUUUUCCUCUUUGGAUAGGACUAUUGGAGUGUUCCCAAGUUGGUAAUACUUUCACCUGAAGGUGUAUUAUCUAGUGGAUUGAAGAUGUAUAUGGUAGAGAGCAAAGGUGGGGCUAUAGCUUGUAUGCUAUUGUCUCUGUUAUUGUUAGGGACAUGGCCAGCUUUAUUGACUUUGCUCGAAAGACGAGGGCGUCUUCCUCAACAUACUUACCUUGAUUAUACUAUUACCAAUCUGUUGGCUGCUGUGAUCAUUGCUUUAACCUUUGGUCAGUUUGGGCCAAGCACACCAGAAAUGCCUGAUUUCCUCACUCAACUCUCUCAGGAUAAUUGGCCGAGUGUCUUGUUUGCAAUGGCUGGAGGGAUGGUCCUCAGCCUUGGGAACCUUUCAACUCAAUAUGCUUGGGCUUUUGUUGGUUUAUCAGUCACUGAAGUGGUCUCUGCUAGUAUUACAGUUGUUAUAGGAACGACAUUGAAUUAUUACCUUGACGACAAAAUUAACAAAGCUGAGAUUCUUUUUCCUGGAGUUGGAUGUUUCUUGAUUGCCGUUUGUUUAGGCUCUGCUGUUCAUUCGUCCAACAACGCUGAUAACAAAACCAAGCUUGAUGAUUAUUCAAAUGACUGUAAAGAUGGAGUCGGGACUAAUGGAAUUUCUUCCUUCAAACAAACAAAUUUUAAUACAGGUGGUACAAAUGAUCUGGAGGAUGGUGGUUCUUCUGGGAAGGCAAAAUUUGGGACUGCGGCUUUCCUUAUAGAACUUGAGAACACGAGAUCAAUCAAGGUUUUCGGGAAGGGCACGUUCAUUGGUUUGGCCAUAACAUUUUUUGCUGGGAUUUGCUUCUCAAUGUUCUCGCCUGCAUUUAACCUAGCGACAAAUGAUCAAUGGCAUACUCUCAAAGAUGGAGUUCCGCACUUGACUGUCUAUACAGCAUUUUUCUACUUCUCAUCAUUUUGUUUUGUGAUUGCCAUGGUUCUGAACCUCACCUUCUUAUACUACCCUAUACUAAAUGCACCCAAGUCGUCGCUAAAGGCUUAUCUCAACGACUGGAAUGGCAGAGGUUGGGCCCUUUUGGCUGGACUUUUGUGUGGUUUUGGCAAUGGUCUACAAUUCAUGGGAGGUCAGGCUGCUGGAUACGCAGCUGCAGAUGCUGUUCAGGCACUGCCUCUUGUGAGCACAUUUUGGGGGGUGAUUUUGUUUGGAGAGUAUAGAAGAUCAUCAAGAAAAACAUAUACACUCCUUGCGGGCAUGCUGUUUAUGUUUACAGUAGCUGUUGCAAUUCUCAUGGCAUCGUCAGGUCAUCGGAAGUAGCCAUGUGUAUAAUAGUAAGAAACCAAUAUAAUGUUUCGUUUGUACAUAUCAUGUUUCUUUUUCUUGUUGCACCCUUGAAAUUAGUGAAAUAAUUUAGUCGAACGAAUGAGGAGGAUUGAUUUUUUUUACUCCUCUCGUUUAUAUGACGGUGUUUGAUUCGACAUAGAGUUUAGCAUGUUAAAUUGGCUUA